This is a messenger RNA of Epinephelus lanceolatus (giant grouper), 3199 nucleotides long. Its product is annotated as paired box protein Pax-7-like. Lineage: Eukaryota; Metazoa; Chordata; Actinopteri; Perciformes; Serranidae. Gene Ontology annotation, molecular function: DNA-binding transcription factor activity, RNA polymerase II-specific; RNA polymerase II cis-regulatory region sequence-specific DNA binding. Gene Ontology annotation, biological process: anatomical structure development; regulation of transcription by RNA polymerase II. The record is from RefSeq and is a predicted model, not a curated record.
UCUUAACAAACAGUGAUCAAUAGCCUGUAGCUGGCAUUGCACUGGGUUGCAUUAUAGUAUAGGCCUGGAUGACAAUUUUUGUCUUCACCAGUGUAGGGUAAUGUGUGCGUGUUAGAGUAUUUGGUAGGCCUGUGGUGUGUUGGUGCGGUCGGUGUGUGUGUGUGUGUGUGGACAUGUUUAUCCCUUCGUUCUCAUUGGCUGCUGAAACUUGUUGGAGCUUUUCUCUGUGGAAAAACAGAAAGCUCCAAGAACCUAUCGGUGCUCACGACCCGUCCCCCUCUCUGGAGCCCGCCUGGUCCAGACUUGUCCGGGAGACAGUAAAUGUAGUCCAGCCUUCACACCGCUUAAAUAAGCUCAUGUCAGAGACACAGCACUUGUAUAUUGUGGGCAAAUUAACACUGUAAGGACUCCCUGCCGCUCCACACAGCGCUGCACUUUGCCGCCGAAUAUCCUUAUCCUGCUUUGAGGGCUUUCAUACUGAUAACCUACUUAAUCUCUUUUUUCUUUUCCGCCACACACUGGAUCCAUCUGACAUUCCCACCUUCGAAACACUUGUGACCAACAAGUCUACACUUGAACUGGAUUUCUGAGAUAAACCCUUUUUGUUUUUGUUUUCGUUUGCACCUUCUUUUUAAUGGUACAAUGUCGUCUUUACCAGGAACAGUACCGCGGAUGAUGCGCCCGGCUCCCGGACAGAACUAUCCCCGCACUGGAUUCCCUCUGGAAGUGUCCACUCCUCUGGGCCAGGGACGGGUCAAUCAGCUCGGAGGGGUCUUCAUCAACGGCCGGCCGCUCCCCAACCACAUCAGACACAAAAUAGUUGAGAUGGCUCACCACGGGAUCCGGCCCUGCGUCAUCUCCCGACAGCUGCGGGUCUCUCACGGCUGCGUCUCCAAGAUCCUCUGUCGCUAUCAGGAGACCGGCUCCAUCCGACCCGGAGCGAUAGGAGGCAGCAAGCCCAGGCAGGUAGCCACACCGGACGUGGAGAAGCGGAUAGAGGAGUACAAGCGGGACAACCCCGGCAUGUUCAGCUGGGAGAUCCGGGAUAAGUUGCUGAAGGACGGGGUGUGUGACAGAAGCACAGUCCCUUCAGGUGAGGCCUCCUCUGUGAGUUCGAUCAGCCGUGUCCUCCGAGCUCGAUUUGGAAAAAAGGACGAUGAGGACGAGUGUGACAAAAAGGACGAAGACGGAGAAAAGAAAACCAAACACAGCAUCGACGGCAUCCUCGGCGAUAAAGGCAGUCGGAUGGAUGAAGUGUCGGAUGUGGAGUCAGAGCCUGACCUCCCCCUGAAGAGGAAGCAGCGCAGGAGUCGGACCACAUUCACUGCGGAGCAACUUGAGGAGCUAGAGAAGGCUUUCGAAAGAACCCACUAUCCUGAUAUCUACACCAGGGAGGAGCUGGCCCAGAGGACAAAACUCACUGAGGCCAGGGUGCAGGUUUGGUUCAGCAAUCGAAGGGCCAGGUGGCGAAAACAAGCAGGAGCAAAUCAACUAGCAGCUUUCAACCACCUGUUGCCGGGUGGAUUUCCUCCCACAGGGAUGCCAACACUUCCUGCAUACCAGCUGCCAGAGUCCAGCUACCCAACCAACACUCUGUCCCAAGACGGUGGUGGUACAGUUCACCGUCCCCAGCCGUUACCUCCGUCCACCAUGCACCAGACCGGUCUGUCCAGCACUGACAGCAGCUCUGCCUAUGGUCUGGCCUCCAACCGCCACGGCUUCUCCACCUACUCUGACUCUUUUAUGAGCUCUGCAGCACCCAGCAACCACGUCAACCCUGUUAGCAAUGGGCUCUCCCCUCAGGUGAUGAGCAUCCUGAGUAACCCCAGCGGAGUUUCCUCACAGCCACAGCACGACUUCUCUAUCUCACCGCUCCACAGUGCCUUGGACUCCUCUCCAUCCAGUGUCAUCUCAGCAAGCUGCAGCCAGCGUUCAGCUGAGGCCUCCAUUAAGACAGUGGACAGCCUCCCGUCAUCCCAAUCCUACUGCCCCCCCACAUACAGCACCACUAGCUACAGCAUGGACCCAGCUGUGGCUGCUGCCGGCUACCAGUACAGUCAGUAUGGCCAGACUGCUGUGGAUUACCUGGCAAAAAACGUCAGCCUUUCCAGUCAGCGCAGGAUGAAGCUGGCCGACCACUCAGCUGUACUGGGACUGCUGCAGGUUGAGACUGGCCAGGCCUACUAGUACCCACUUAACAUGCACACCUAGUCACCAGCACAACCCACCUCCUGCUACCAUCCAUACAAAUCUCCCAGAGACCGUGUGUGUGUGUGUGUGUGUGUGUGUGUGUGUGUGUGUCAUAGAUUGACUAUACAGUACACUGGGGUGUUAUUUAGCUUUUUUUUAAUCUCAUGUACGUGUUUCCUCCAGGGUUUAAGGAUUGAAUGAUGCAGCUGCCGAAGCUUUAUACAUUCCCAUGGGACCAACCAAAUCCACCACAUCAGUUUCCACUGUUAAGAAUAUAGUUCUUCAUUUGUUGUUUGUCAUAUUGCACUACAUUUUGUACACAAUAUUGAUGGAAUCUAACUUAACAGGAUAAUUAUAGUUAACUCGUGAUAUAAACAAUUAGGCCUACUAUGUAAACCAAUCACUUUAGACUGGAUGUAACCUUUGACCUGCUAUUUAAAAUAUAUAUAUAUAUUUAAAAACAAGGUCUUCAAACAAACAAAACAAACUAAAUUAUACAUUGUAGUCAUACUGUAAUGAUGCAUCCAUUCUUAAUGCCAAGCAUACCUCAAGUUGUGAAGUGUCAACACCCUUAGUGUUCUGUCUGAACACACCUUAUGGUUUAUUUAGCCUUUUAAAAUUUCAUGUAAUUGUUUCCUCCAGGAUUUAAGUACCCCUGUUCCCCCUGUUACUCUGCUAAGUCACCUAUGACCAUUUGUAUUGAGUUUCAUUCACUGAUGAAUUUUUCUGGCUGUGUUGUCAAACUAGGGAGUGCUAUACUGGGUCAAAAAAACUACAUGUUGCUAAUUAAAGAAACAAAAAAAAAAUAAAAAAUAAAUCAGGUGCCCUCCAAGGAUAGGGCAAGUAGGCGAAUAAGGAUAAAAGACAAUGCCUUUCCAGCUUACUUAUUGUAGAAGUCCAUGGUAUAGGUUGGCGGUCUGAAAAAAAUCCAAGGCACUCUUCUGACUGUAAAUAAAAAUCCUUUAUCAAUAAAUUGAUGACCAAUGCGUUCAUACUUAAACAGACUUCA